AGACAGUGGCAUUUACGCGUCACUGAGAGAGUAUAUAGAUUAGUAUAAAACGAUCUGAAUCUCAAAGAAGCAGUGUUAUCACUUUUCCAUCGACAAAAUAUCUUGAUUUUCUCUGGAUCUAAACGACAAUGGAGGUGUUCUACUACGUGGUGUUCGGGGUCCUAGGCAUGGUGGUGGCGGCCUUGGAGCUAAGCAAGAACAAUAAGGAUCGGAUCAACACUUCUUCAGCUUUCACUUCUUUCAAGAACAAUUAUCUCGUUGUUUACUCGCUCAUGAUGGCGGGUGACUGGUUGCAGGGGCCAUAUGUGUACUAUCUUUACAGUACUUAUGGGUUCAGCAAAGGGGACAUUGGUCAGCUUUUCAUUGCUGGUUUUGGUUCCUCUAUGCUCUUCGGUACCAUCGUUGGAUCUCUUGCCGACAAGCAGGGUCGUAAGAGGGCGUGUGUUACUUACUGUAUUACCUACAUAUUGAGCUGUAUCACCAAGCAUUCUCCUCAAUACAAGGUUUUGAUGGUUGGCCGUGUGUUGGGAGGCAUUGCUACUUCCCUUCUCUUUUCAUCUUUUGAAUCUUGGCUAGUUGCUGAGCACAAUAAGAGGGGCUUUGAGCAGCAAUGGCUGUCUAUAACUUUCUCAAAGGCUGUGUUUUUUGGAAAUGGUCUUGUUGCAAUCAUCGCUGGAUUGUUUGGGAACUUGCUAGUGCAUUCUUUCUCUCUUGGACCUGUUGCUCCAUUUGACGCCGCUGCUUGCUUUCUUGCCAUUGGAAUGGCUGUCAUUUUAUCUUCCUGGUCAGAAAACUAUGGAGAUCCUUCUGAUAACAAGGACUUGAUUACUCAGUUUAGAGGCGCUGCAGUCGCCAUUGCAUCUGAUGAAAAGAUUGCACUGUUGGGUGCCAUCCAGUCGCUCUUCGAGGGAUCUAUGUAUACUUUUGUGUUCCUGUGGACUCCUGCUCUAAGCCCCAACGAUGAGGAGAUUCCCCAUGGUUUCAUUUUUGCAACGUUUAUGCUCGCUUCUAUGCUCGGUAGUUCCCUUGCUUCUCGUCUAUUGUCUCGUUCAUCUCCCAAAGUAGAGAGCUACAUGCAGAUCGUCUUCCUAGUCUCUGCAGCCUCACUAUUGCUUCCAAUUAUAAUGGCUGUAAGUGUCUUAAAAGAAGUUCUUCUUUGCUUCUUGUUAUAUACUGUGACUCAUUGUUUGCAAUUGUAUGUGUGUGACUCA
This is a messenger RNA of Raphanus sativus (radish), 1211 nucleotides long. RefSeq lists its product as uncharacterized. Gene Ontology annotation, molecular function: molybdate ion transmembrane transporter activity. The transcript has 5 exons. The record is from RefSeq and is a predicted model, not a curated record. The annotation marks the transcript as partial. Gene Ontology annotation, cellular component: membrane. Lineage: Eukaryota; Viridiplantae; Streptophyta; Magnoliopsida; Brassicales; Brassicaceae. Gene Ontology annotation, biological process: molybdate ion transport.